CUCAGCUGUGUUUGCCCAGCCUUGUUGCCUGCCGCCUACGAGCUAGGAGCACUCAGCCUCCUCGCCGAUUAGACUUUCAUGGACAUUUCUCCGAGGCUCAGCUCUUUCUGGGUCUCUCCACUUUUGGUAUACCUCAAGGUCCUCGCAUGACAUCAAUCUCUCUCCAUUUUCGUCAACUUGAGGUUCGAAUACAUUCAUAGAUUACAAUCGACAAAAUGAGAAGUAACUUCAGCACUGAAACUGUGCCUGGUGCGCCAUGGGCAUUCAUUGCUGUGAUGGGGGUCACUGGAGCGGGGAAGAGUACGUUCAUUCAAUGGGCAAGUGGAAGCUCUGAGAUCCAGAUAGGGCAUGAUCUUGAAUCCUGUACAUCUGACAUAACUGGCUACACAUUCUAUUUCAACGGUUACAACAUCAACCUAGUCGACACGCCUGGUUUUAACGACACACACAAGUCGGAGACUGAAGUAUUGCAAGACAUCGCCACAUGGUUGCGAGAGACCUAUGAAGGUGAUACACGGCUGAACGGCGUAAUUUACCUGCAUUCUCUCGGCAAUGUUCGCAUGGAAGGCUCAGCCUUGCGUAACCUCAAGAUGUUCCGUCAGCUCUGCGGUAGAGAACCUCUCAAAAACGUCAUAUUAGCCACUACAUUCUGGUCCAAAGUGACAGACGAUGAAGCUCUCAGAAGAGAAGAGCAACUUCGAGCCACACCAGAAUUUUGGGGCGAUAUGCUCGACCGCGGUUCAACAAUGAAACGUCUCGUUGAUCGCCCUAAUGCACUCGAGAUCGUUGGCCUAUUAGUCAAGAAACCACAAGUCACACUCCAAAUCCAACAUGAACUUGUCGAAGACAACAAGUCGCUUGUCGAUACCGCAGCUGGACAAGCGGUGAAUGAGGAGCUUAUGCGACUUCAGCAGAAACAUGCAGAAGAUCUUGAGCGCGUACAGAAGGAGUUGCACGAGGCACUGGAAGAAAAAGAUCAUGAAAUGCAAUACAUCCUAGAGCAGCAGUCACAGCGUCUAGACAAGGAAAUGGACAAGGUCCGCAGACAGCAAGAACAACUGCGGUACGACCGCCGCGCCGAGCGACGAAAGAUCGAGUCCGAGUUUGGGCUCCAGAUGCACCAAAUGCGCGAAGAGUACGAGCGCCGGGCCCUCGCCGAACGAGAGGCUCAGCAAGUCAUGCUCCAACAACUCAACUUUGAUCAAGCUGUUGCACUCGUGCGAGCGAAUGAGAGUAAGAUUCCUGUUCGAGAGAGGGAGGAGUUGGAAAGGAAGAUUGCUGAGUUGUCGAAGGAGCUGAAUAGCAUGUCUGCGAACAAGACGAAACCUGAGAAGAGCGGUGUUCGUACGGAGAGGAAGAAGAAAGGAAGCAGUAGAUAUCUGUUCAAGGCGCUGCAGGUUGUGUUGCCCGUUACGACAAUGGCGCUGCUUGGUGUGCCGAUAUUUUCACCAUUCGGGGGUGGCGGAGGAGGGCUUAUGGAAAAGAUUUUGGGUGGUGGAGGAGAAGAAGAACCAGCUGUUUGAAGAAAUUGACCGAAUUACGAAAUAUAUGCAAGUAAAUAGCGAAUACACCUGCCUUAGGCAAUCAAGAGUUCAACAAGGAACAUGACUUACCUAGAAGGCCC
This is a messenger RNA of Cucurbitaria berberidis CBS 394.84, 1624 nucleotides long. RefSeq lists its product as uncharacterized. The record is from RefSeq and is a predicted model, not a curated record. The transcript has 2 exons. Gene Ontology annotation, molecular function: GTP binding. Lineage: Eukaryota; Fungi; Ascomycota; Dothideomycetes; Pleosporales; Cucurbitariaceae. The coding region runs from base 216 to 1523 and encodes 435 amino acids.